AUGGACGCCAUUGACGGGGAUGCCUCAUCUCAGCCAAUCUAUCAGCAGCAAUGGCUAGUCUACGUCCGAUUACAUAUCGCGAUACUAUUCGAGAGCCCAUCCAUGACCGCAUCAAAAACCUUGUGCCUAAGCCGAGGCGAUGAUAAAAUGAAACGUAAAUGGACCGCUGGUGAUGUCCAAAAGAAUGGGGAGGACUGGCUGGAAAACCAAUGCAAGAAAGAAAAGAAGUGGAAUUCCAAAAACAACAAAGGAGCAGGCUUGAAUGGGGAAUAUCAGGCGCCGGCACCUAUGCAAUACCCUGACAACCCGAUAGAUGACAUUCCAAAACCUAUCCUUCCAAAACCUAUCCUCCCAGAAUCUGACAUGACAAAAUCUGAAAAUUCGAAACCUGAGCCUUCACAGGAACAGAAAGAUCCUGAGAAAUUAUAA
Molecule: messenger RNA, 429 nt
Organism: Bacidia gigantensis
Lineage: Eukaryota; Fungi; Ascomycota; Lecanoromycetes; Lecanorales; Ramalinaceae
Exons: 2
Coding region: 1-429 (142 amino acids)
Source: RefSeq, a predicted model, not a curated record